Hansenula anomala is the source of this 1290-nucleotide messenger RNA. It is a transcript of the gene RPT5, whose product is annotated as proteasome regulatory particle base subunit RPT5. The transcript has a single exon. Gene Ontology annotation, cellular component: proteasome regulatory particle, base subcomplex. The record is from RefSeq and is a predicted model, not a curated record. Gene Ontology annotation, molecular function: proteasome-activating activity; ATP binding; ATP hydrolysis activity. Lineage: Eukaryota; Fungi; Ascomycota; Saccharomycetes; Phaffomycetales; Wickerhamomycetaceae. Gene Ontology annotation, biological process: proteasome-mediated ubiquitin-dependent protein catabolic process. Bases 1 to 1290 code for a protein of 429 amino acids.
AUGUCCACACUAGAGGAAGUAGCUGACCAACAACGUCCAGAAGAUGAAGAGAUAGAUCAAGAAAUCUUGAGUUCUACAACAGAUGACAUAAAUAGUCGUACAAGACUUUUAGAUAAUGAUAUCAAAGUUAUGAGAUCUGAAAUGCAGAGAUUAUCCCAUGAUAAACAAGUCAUGUUGGAGAAAGUUAAAGACAACAAAGACAAAAUUGAUAAUAAUAAACAAUUGCCAUAUUUAGUUGGUAACAUUGUUGAAUUAUUGGAUGUUGAAGCUGAAGAAGAUGCUGAAAAACAAGGUGCAAAUAUAGAUUUAGAUUCCACUAGAGUUGGUAAAUCUGCAGUGGUGAAAACUUCAACAAGACAAACAAUUUUCUUACCUUUGGUAGGUUUAGUUGAUCCAGAAACUUUGAAACCAAAUGAUUUAGUUGGUGUUAACAAAGAUUCUUACUUAGUUUUAGAUACAUUACCUGCAGAAUAUGAUUCAAGAGUUAAAACAAUGGAAGUGGAUGAAAAACCAACAGAAACCUAUUCAGAUAUUGGUGGGCUAGAUAAACAAAUUGAAGAAUUAGUUGAAGCUAUUGUCUUACCAAUGAAACAAGCUGAAAAAUUCAAGAAAUUGGGAAUAAAAGCUCCAAAAGGUGCUCUUAUGUAUGGUCCACCUGGUACAGGUAAAACUUUAUUAGCAAGAGCUUGUGCGGCUCAAUCAGAAGCUACAUUUUUAAAAUUAGCAGCUCCACAAUUAGUUCAAAUGUUUAUUGGUGACGGUGCUAAAUUAAUUCGUGAUGCAUUUGCUUUAGCUAAGGAAAAAGCUCCAACUAUUAUUUUCAUUGAUGAAUUAGAUGCUAUUGGUACAAAGAGAUUUGAUUCUGAAAAAUCUGGUGAUAGAGAAGUUCAAAGAACUAUGUUGGAAUUAUUGAAUCAAUUGGAUGGGUUUGGUUCUGAUGACCGUGUCAAAGUUUUAGCUGCUACAAAUAGAGUUGAUGUUUUAGAUCCUGCAUUAUUAAGAUCUGGUAGAUUAGAUAGAAAAAUUGAAUUUCCACUACCUUCUGAAGAAGCUAGAGCUUCAAUUUUACAAAUUCAUGCUAGAAAAAUGACUGUUGAUGGUGCUAUCAAUUGGCAAGAAUUGGCAAGAUCCACUGAUGAAUUCAAUGGUGCUCAAUUGAAGGCUGUUGUUGUGGAAGCUGGUAUGAUUGCUCUAAGAAAUGGUCAAUCAAGUGUUAAACAUGAAGACUUUAUUGAAGCUAUAGGUGAAGUUCAAGCUAGAAAGACAAAAUCAGUUUCCUUUUAUGCAUAA